AUGGUAAACUUUUCCUUGACUAGUUUUAUAAACACUACAAAUAUCACCAGAAGAGAAGGCGACAGAGAUGUCUCAUCGAUGGCUGAUUCUAUAAUCAUAAUCAUCAUUAACACCAUCACUUUUCCCUGCACAGUUAUUCUCAACGUACUUGUGAUAAAGGCUGUGAAAACGACGUCUCGACUCCGUACCAACAACAACAUCUUGCUGGCCUGUUUAGCGGUGACUGACGCAUUGACUGGUCUCCUUGGCCAGCCAUUGUUUAUCCUGUGGAGAAUUUUCCUAACAUUCGGUCUCAGUAACAGUGAAACGGUUGGAAUUUCUUUUAUCUCGUCUCUACUUACUACCCUUGUUGCUUCCUACUUUCAUCUGAUGUUGGUUACUUUCGAGAGACUCAUAGCUAUCAAAUUUACAAUGCAGUACUCAAACAUUAUAACUGAGAAGAAUAUGAAGAUAGCAGUGAUAGUAGUUUGGAUCACUGCGUCCAUUUAUGGGGUUUUAAGAGGAAUGAAAAAAGUCCUAGCAGCACGUUCUUUCACAGGCCUACUCACCAUUUCAUGUAUUCUCUUUCUUACUUUCGCUUACCUCAUCAUGUAUCGAGAAACUGCUCGCCACAAAGAGAAGAUAAAAACUCAACAACUGCCCCAAGAAGAUGUGGAAAGAUUUCUGAAAGAGAACAAAGCACUUAAAACAACUCUCUUUGUCGUUGGUGCUGUUCUUGUUUUCCUUCUUCCAGUUGGUUUCUUUUUUAUUUUUAUAGUCACGGGCCUUUAUAAUAUUUUCCCCAUAAACUUACCAUCGAUACUUACAUGCGCCAUGCUAAACUCGCUUGUUAAUCCACUGAUUUACUGCUGGAGACAAAAAGAAAUGAGAAAUGUCAUUUUUGGAAUGAGAACUCAUGUCGUGCAUUUAGACAUAAGAAACCGAUAAACGAAACUCGCUAGUUAUUGUUUUAUAUGAGACUUGCAUUUUCUUUUACGAGAAGUAAUUCGAUAAUUAACCUUAUGCAAAAUUACCAACAUCGGAGGAAAUCGGCAAUCAGUGGAAAUCCUUUCUUUCUAAAGGUGUUGGCGCUUGUCCCAAUUUUGAACUUGACUUUGACUUUUAUAACGCAGAUUUCGAUUGUCCUAUGAAAUGUCAGUUGUGCGAUUUGAUUGGCUUUUAGGAAAGAGAGCAUUUAUUAGGAAAUUAAACAUUUCUCGUACUUUAGUAAAAAUACAGACAACUAGCUGCUUCUGAAUCUAGUUUUAUUGUUGACACAGCCGAUAAUCAAAUUAAAAUAACUGGUUUUACCAAACUUUCGAGAACUUUCGAUCAUGCAACUGAGACCUUUGAUAUCCACCUGUUUUUGUUUUUUUUAGAGCUGGAAAGCCAUUGUUUACACGCCUGAAGUUUCAUUUGCGUAUUGCAACUCGCACCGACCGUUUUUAAAAUACCUUAU
This is a messenger RNA of Pocillopora damicornis (cauliflower coral), 1438 nucleotides long. RefSeq lists its product as uncharacterized. Gene Ontology annotation, molecular function: G protein-coupled receptor activity. Gene Ontology annotation, cellular component: membrane. Gene Ontology annotation, biological process: G protein-coupled receptor signaling pathway. NCBI's taxonomy places the organism in Eukaryota, Metazoa, Cnidaria, Anthozoa, Scleractinia, Pocilloporidae. The record is from RefSeq and is a predicted model, not a curated record.